AGCGAGAGAGAGAGAGAGAGAGAGAGAGAGAGAUGGGCAAGAGGAUAGAAGGAAUCCUUCACAUGGUCGGAGGAGCUGGGGAAACCAGCUACGCCUCCAAUUCUAAGUUUCAGGUAGUGUUGAACACCCCAACUGUUUGCAUGAACUUAAACAACUUACACUUGCGUAGGCGUCAGCAUAUCUGAUCACUGGUUUGCUAACUGCGUCCCAGGAGAAGGUACUUCACAUGGCGAAGCCAAUACUGGAGGAGGCAAUUGGAGGGGUUUACAUGUCGCUGCUCCCCGAGAGGAUGGCCGUGGUCGACUUAGGUUGUUCCUCGGGCCCUAACACUUUGGAGGUGGUCUCCGAGGUGCUCGACGUGAUUGGCAAGCUACGUCGGAGCCUGGGACGCCAGGAGAUGCCGGAGAUCCUGUUCUUCUUGAAUGACCUCCCGGGGAAUGACUUCAAUCACGUCUUCCGGUCUCUGGGAGAUUACAAGAGGAAGGUCGAGGAGGAGAAGGGGAAGCUGCUGGUGCCAUACUACGUCGUGGGAGUUCCAGGUUCCUUCUACGGCAGGCUUUUCCCUAGUCAAAGUGUCCACUUCUUCAACGCUUCCAGCUGUCUCAACUGGCUCUCUCAGGUUCCUGAAGGUGAACAGGGAGUUCUACUCAACAAUAAGAACAUCUAUGUUGCAGAGACAAGCCCACUGGAAGUUGUGAAAGCAUAUCAAGACCAACGCCAAAGAGACUUGUCAGAGUUCCUUCGGUGCCGUCAUGCAGAACUAACCUACGGAGCAAGAAUGGUAUUGUCAGAGUUCCUUCGGUGCCGUCAUGCAGAACUAACCUACAUGCAGCGGUGCAACCAUUGAUUUCGGAGCAAUUCGGCGACGCCAUUCUCGAUGAGCUGUUCUCUAGAUAUGCAGCAAAUGUUUCGAGGCACCUCCUUCAGCAGAAAACUAAGCAUAGCGUGUUUGUCAUUUCCUUGAAGAAAAAGAAUGAAAGCCAUCUCGCUGCUGGUUGAUGGACGGACUUGCAAUGUGCAUUCGACUCCAUACUAUUAUGUUGCACUGUAUA
Musa acuminata AAA Group (dessert banana) is the source of this 1052-nucleotide messenger RNA. RefSeq names its product probable jasmonic acid carboxyl methyltransferase 2. The record is from RefSeq and is a predicted model, not a curated record. The transcript has 2 exons. Bases 227 to 847 code for a protein of 206 amino acids. Lineage: Eukaryota; Viridiplantae; Streptophyta; Magnoliopsida; Zingiberales; Musaceae. Gene Ontology annotation, molecular function: S-adenosylmethionine-dependent methyltransferase activity. Gene Ontology annotation, biological process: methylation.